AUGCCGCAGUUGGCGUCCUUGUUCUCCCUGUGUCUCUCGCCACUGCCUUUUCUCCUGAGCUUGGAUCGCCCGUCUCGCCAGCUCUUGCAGCCAGUUGUCGAGAGGAGUCGCACUGUCUACGCAGAGCAGCUGGAAAAGGCGCUGCUCUUCGACCAAGGGGCAAGAGGGGUGCCGCAGCGGCAGCUGCUGAAUCUUUUGGAGCGACUCGCGAAUGCGAGUUACGGAUUCACCUCCCUUAUUUCUAUCCGCCCUGUGCGAGAGGCAGUGGACUUUCUUAUAAAGGCAAGCUGCGCUGUCAGUGGCGUUGUUGUACUUGCAAUGCUCCUAGAGUCUUUGCUUCUACAGAAGCAACAGCUAGAUGCGUGGCAGCUGCAGGCUGUCUGGGUAAUCAUUAGAUAUGGCUUAGAACGCCGUCGCAUCUCUUUGUCCUUCAUGGAUCGAUGCGCUUCCUUCUGCCGCUGCCAUGCCCUUGUAUUUGAUAGCACCUGCUUCCUAGGUCUCAGGUGUCUUUCGAGCUUUUUUGGUGGUUCUGCCCUCAAGGCUUGCCAGCUAGCUGGUCUGUAUUAUUGGGUAUGCGCGCCUGCAGAUCUUUUGAAUGCGCCUUUUUUGUUACAUCCAGACGCUGGGCGCCAGUGCUUCAACGAUCUGUCUCCUCAUGAGGCAGAAGAUACCAAGCUUCGGAAGGCUUCUAAAGAACAUACUGCAGACGAUGCGCGCCUCGAGGAACAACUGCAGCAGCUUGCUGACUCCCUUGCUCUCCAGCAGGAUCAAAUUGAUGCUCUCACUCAGGGAUACAUUUUUGCAAGCUUUAUUUCCGAGGAUCUCUUCGCUUGCCGGCCGCUGUUAGGCGGCUCUGUUGCCACCGGUACCGCCAUGGGAUCCAGCGACAUCGAUGUUGGCAUUUUGCUGCCUCUGGAAGAGCAGCUGAAGCACUCCAAACUUCUGUUGCAGCAAUCAAGGGCCCUUCUCAAGCUCCACCCUUGGGCUGUACGUCUCGAACUCAAAGGCCGCACUGUCGGCGACCUGCUCCCAGCCGAGGAAGCCAAACAGACGCAGCAGCAGCAACAGCAGAAAGUGAGGCAGCAGCAGCAGCAGCAAGCGAAGCAGAAUCGGCAGCACGAGCAACGCCCACAGCAGCAACAGCACAAGCAGCAGCAGGAGCGCCAGAAGGAGGUGCCCCUGCGCUCGGAAAAAGAGGAUAUCUCCGAGAAGGAUCUUUUCGAGGCAACCGACGUCUGCGAAGAAACAGAAGAUGAUGCUCGUUUGAUCGCCCGUGCAGCGGAGGAGUUGCUUCUGCGUGUGGGGCCCCCAUUCUGUCGAAUGCUGCCUCAAGGGGGGCCCCCCCAGAUUUCAUGCUCUGAGCUCGCUCGCUUUCCUCUGACGCGCAUCAAGUGGCCUACGCUACGCGGCUUUAACCCUUCGGGGGCAGAGUCGGAUCCAGACGCGCAUGUCAGUGCCUUUCCUCAGAGGAGAGCCACACAAAAAACACGCAAAACUACAGGCGCACAAGACGCUCUGUGCAUCCUCCCCUUUACCGCGAUGGAAACGCUUCUCAGGCACCGCAUCAAGCAGGUGCCACAACAACAGCAGGAACUGCGGAGAAGAGUGAAGCCUCUCGUCCGCUUUGGCGAGUGCGAUGUGACAUUCAAUCACCAAGGGCCUCUCCACAAUUCCAGAAUGAUGCGCGCCUACAGUGUGGGAUGCUCUCCGGAGGUGCAGCGCUUUCUACGGCUUUUGAAACACUGGGUCAAGAGAAGAGAUGUUGGAGACGGGGUGGAAGGCUUUACCAACAGCUAUUCUUGGCAGCUCGCCGGAGUUUACUUUUUGCAGCGGUGUCUAUUGAACGUGCAGCAGCAGCAAAAGCAGCAGCAGCAUUCCAACGCAAACUUCUCCUUCGAUCAGCAAGGGUCCUGGAGUCAGCUAAUGGAUAUUUACACGGCUCUUGAGAAUCCAGCGUGGCUGCCUCUGCUCCCCAACCUCCAGCUGCGACUACAAGAGCACCUGCAGCAGCAGGAAAGGCAGCGGCAGUGCGCAGUCUGCAACGGAUGUAUUCCUUAUCCCUUAAAUGCCUUACCAGAGGACGCCGAAGCAGACAUUUACUUUUUCGAUCCUGAGAGGGGCCUCAAUCAGCGUCUCUCCAACAGCUAUGUUUCGCUUAAAAAGAGCAGCAGUAGCAACACCAGCAAUAGCAGCAAUAAGGUCUGCAUUUGUGGUCCGUGGAUGUAUUGCGGCGAGUCUAUGUGGCCGGAAGAUUUGGAGGGUUUGUCUCUGGAGGCUUAUGCUCGACACAUGGCGUUGCCAAGCGCAACAGCAGCAGCAGCAGCAGCAGCAGCAGCAGCCUUCACAAUGAGCGGCUACAAGCACCGCCUUGGACAGCCCCCUGCUGCUUCAGCGGCAAUUCUGCAUCAGCUGCGCUUAGCCACGAAGAAGCGAGUCUUUACUUUGCCAGAUAUUGACUAUGAUGCCUCGCUGCCAGACGUGCAGCGGCAACUCACUGACCUCUUAGGGGCCGUCGUUCUUCUUCCACCAGGAAUCCCCAAACUUGUGCGUCUUCUUCGCGCCUUCUUCAGAUUUUACACGCUGCAGUUCGACUCGAUCGGCUGUGCUUUGAACAUUGGAGGGCAGUCCCUGCUGCCCGUGUCGAAAGCUGAGCAAUUUAAUGGACCUCCCUACCCCAAGAGAUCGUUGCCGUGGCAGCCUAGUGAAUGGGAAGGCGUGUGGGGGGGGAAGUGGCUGGGCGGAGUUGUUGAACGGGCUUCAGGCGCUGCACGUGAGACAGAAGCGGCAGCAGAAGCUGCACCAGGUGGAAGGCGAGAUCUCGAGACGCAUGCAGAAGAAGCAGCAGCAAAAACGGCAGGAGGAAGAUCAACGGCUCGCCGAGCUCAGGGAGAUCGCACUCCAAGAGCAGGCACUCCGGUAGGCCCAGCACCUGCUGCUUGCUGUUGCUGGAUAGCCAUUCUACGUGAAAUAUUCAGCUAG
Messenger RNA from Cyclospora cayetanensis, 2979 nucleotides. RefSeq lists its product as uncharacterized. The coding region runs from base 1 to 2979 and encodes 992 amino acids. The transcript is spliced from 12 exons. Lineage: Eukaryota; Apicomplexa; Conoidasida; Eucoccidiorida; Eimeriidae. Gene Ontology annotation, biological process: RNA 3'-end processing. Gene Ontology annotation, molecular function: nucleotidyltransferase activity. The record is from RefSeq and is a predicted model, not a curated record.